This is a messenger RNA of Fonsecaea erecta, 1227 nucleotides long. RefSeq lists its product as hypothetical. Lineage: Eukaryota; Fungi; Ascomycota; Eurotiomycetes; Chaetothyriales; Herpotrichiellaceae. The coding region runs from base 1 to 1227 and encodes 408 amino acids. The record is from RefSeq and is a predicted model, not a curated record. The transcript is spliced from 2 exons.
AUGUCAGGACGUCGACGGCAUGUCCUGGUUACAAUUGCACUGCUUCUGAUCUUCGGAUUCGCGGUUGACAGCAUGUGGUUGCUUCUGCUGCGCAAUAGCUACAUGUCGACCCUGGCUCACAUCAGAGACGUUGGACCCCGACACCUGCCAGGCUCUGAUACGCCAAUUCGCUCGCGAUAUUCGGGCAUCCCUUUGUUGGAUUAUUGGUUUGCCGUCAUGCAAACAAUUCUGGCCAACGUAACAGAUGGCAGCGCCCCAAGGCUUUCUCUGUAUGCCUUUCACUUUGCAGGACAACUCGGCUCGAUGACGACACUAUUGAUUAUGGAGUCGAUGCGAGUUGGUAACAAAGGGACCCUUGUCAGUUGGUUUAUGCCUUGGGGCCUUUUGAUGACCGCAUAUGGCUACGCAGUGAUCAUGCCAGUCUAUGGCAUCGUGCAUCUGUUUGUAUCAUCGACGACGUCGCCGUCAUCGGAAAACGUGCAGGCAAAGCAGGAAAUCCAGAUUCCCGAUCACAUUGGACUGUACACGUUGCCUGCGGCUAUUGUGCUGGGCUACGGAAUGCCGGUGCUUCUCAUGGCGCUCCCGAUAUUCACUACGGAUUGGCAUCAGCUAUUUGUCGCUGGCUGGCAUCUCUUUCCGAUUUGGGUGGCUCUCUCCCAUUUCCUCCUCAAACUCUUAGCCUCGUCUGUUUCCAUUGGCCCCCCACUCAAUUCCACCCCGAAUCAGACGAUGUCCAGCGCUACAGAGUACGACAAAACCUAUCGCUUUACAAGAAAAAGAAGCCUCAGACGAUCUUACAGAAUCGCGUUCAGGUUAUCUGCAGCCACACAUGUCCUUACCAUAAUAAUCAUCGGUCUGGCCCAAAGAUUUCCUUCAUUAUUUCCUUCGCCGCAAGAUCAACCUAUUUCGUGGUCGAGUGUAUUCCUCCCGGAUUACUGGCGAAGCACCACACCAAUGCAGGAUUUUGUACAGGGCACCUUGAACCUGCUUCAAUACGACCAAUAUUCAGGUUCCCUGGCCGCCCUUACCUGGGGUGUCGGGGUUUACUGGCUCUCAUUGCCUGAGAAACGUGAUGUCAUGGAUUGGGUCUUCAUGGCAAUCGAAGUCACGGCAAUCAGCGUGUGCUUUGGGCCCGCAGCAGCCUUGACGAUACUGCUGUCGAGAAGGGACCAGCAUCUGGUAAAUCCAUUUCCAGAGCUCCGACGUGGGCGGUUAACGUUCGUGUAA